AUGAAUAUUCAUAGAUUAGAAACACUGAAUAGUGAAAAACUGCUACAAGAGAGUUAUUGCGAGAUUCUUGGAGCAGCUAUUUGUCUUGAUUAUUAUGCUGGAUGGGCUGAUAAAAUCACUGGUGAAACACUUUCAUCAGAAUCAGUCGAUGUUCCUGCUCGAACUGCUCAUAGAGCAGUUUUCACUCAUGCAGGUCAAGUAUGUUUUGCUGCAUCAAGAAUAUUUGUUCAUUCCACACUUCACGAUGCCUUUGUAUCUAAAAGUGUCGAAUUAGCAAAGAAACGUAUUGUUGGUGAUCCAUUUGAUUCUACAACUGAACAAGGACCAUAG
Molecule: messenger RNA, 330 nt
Organism: Rotaria sordida
Lineage: Eukaryota; Metazoa; Rotifera; Eurotatoria; Philodinida; Philodinidae
Source: the annotation of a GenBank genome assembly